AUGCUCCGCUUUGAUAGUGGUUAUGUGUGGGGCUCCCAGAGCAAUGACACCAAAAGGCAGUUUCUACUAGAGCGGCUUCUGGAUGCAGUGAAGCAGUCCAGAAGGUCUCCUUUCCCUCUAAAUGAUGCGUGCCAAAUCCGCUUUGGAGGAAGAAAAGAAAUUGCCUCAGAUUCUGAUAGCAGAGUGACUUGCCUGUGUGCUCAGUUUGAAGCUGUAUUACAACACGGCUUGAAGAGGAGUCGAGGUCUAGCCUUAACAGCAGCGGCGAUCAAACAGGCAGCAGGAUUUGCCAGCAAAACAGAAACAGAGCCCGUAUUUUGGUACUACGUGAAAGAGGUAUUGAAUAAGCAUGAACUGCAGCGCUUCCAUUCCCUGAGGAACAUAAGCACCGACGUGGGGAGAGGCCGAGCGUGGCUGCGCUGUGCUCUCAACGAGCACUCCCUGGAACGCUACGUCCACAUGGUGCUGGCCGAUAAAACCAGACUGAGCAACUUUUAUGAAGACUGGUCUUUUGUGAUGGAUGAAGAGCGGGCUAGCAUGCUUCCUACAAUGGCAGCGGGACUGAACUCCAUCCUUUUUGCGAUCAACAUCGACAACAAGGAUUUAAACGGGCAGAGCAAAUGCACUCCAACCGUGUCAGACCUGUUAAAGGAGUCGACCCAGAACGUGACGUCCCUGUUCAAAGAGUCCACCCACGGCGUGAGCAGCCUCCUCCGGGAGAUCACCGCGGCCUCGGCCGUGUCCAUCCUCAUCAAGUCGGACCAGGACUCGGAUCCGCUGCCGGUGGUGUCCAAGGGCGUCGGCAUUGAUGCAAAAUGUAAAAAAGAUCGGAAAAAGAAAAAGAAGGUGACCAACAUCAUCUCCUUUGAUGAGGAGGAAGAUGAGCCAAACUCCGGAGACGUCUCCAGAAAGACAACGGGGUUAGGAGAGAGCUCAGAGGAACACUCAGACCAGUCAUCAGUUAAUGCUUUACUGGCCUUUGAAAACCCCUUUCUUCAGACCUCUAACGGAAGUCACAGUAGCAGCUCCUGGAAAAUGGAUUCAGUUUCCUUCAAUGGGGAAUACGGGUACCAGAAGCUGGAUGUGAAGAGUAUUGAUGAUGAAGAUAUAGAUGAAAAUGAAGACCAGGUGUACGGAAAGUCAUUGGGGAGCCAAAGCCUUGACGAUCACACGGAGGCUUCUAAGAAGGCGCUGGAGGACAACACCUGCCUUUCACAGAUGCACAGCUGGGCUCCUCUGCAGGUGCUGCACGGCGAUUCAGAUAUGUUGUUUCCUGUCAGUGGAGUAGGGGCCUAUACCCCGGCGGGUGCCACCUUAGGUAACCUGGAGAAUGGAGCCGGACGACAGAGCGGCCUGUUUGCGGGACCGGAACUUCGGUACAGGGCAGAAGUCGGCCCUCCUGGCCAGGGGAGUCCUUUAAGCAGCCCACUCUCCUCAGCCACGGUGCCCGAAUCAAUGACAAUUAGUGAACUGCGACAAGCUAUUGUAGCCAUGAUGAACAGAAAAGAUGAGCUUGAAGAAGAGAACAGAUCACUGCGGAACCUGCUCGACGGAGAGAUGGAGCACUCCGCGGCUCUCAGGCAAGAAAUCGAUAACUUGAAAAGAAAAGUGGCCGAACAGGAGGAGAGACACGUCGCCAAGAUCCAGGCGCUGGCCAGAGAAAAUGAGGUACUGAAAGUACAACUAAAGAAGUAUGUCGGAGCUGUUCAGAUGCUGAAAAGGGAAGGACAAACAACCGAAGUUGUGCCAAACCUUUGGAACGCUGAGGGAGAGGUUACAGUUCCGGAACAAAAGCCAGAAGAAGUCAAUGAAGAACUUGCCAGCUCCUAUGAAAGAAAGCUAAUAGAGGUGGCAGAAAUGCAUGGAGAGCUGAUAGAAUUCAACGAGAGACUGCAUCGUGCCCUGAUAGCUAAGGAGGCACUUGUGUCUCAGAUGAGACAGGAACUUAUUGACCUACGGGGACCAGUCCCUGGAGAUUUGAGCCAAACAUCUGAAGACCAGAGUUUAUCAGAUUUUGAAAUAUCAAAUCGAGCCCUCAUAAAUGUCUGGAUUCCUUCCGUUUUUCUUCGUGGAAAAGCUGCUAAUGCAUUCCAUGUGUACCAGGUCUAUAUCAGGAUAAAGGACGAUGAAUGGAAUGUAUAUAGACGGUAUACAGAGUUCCGAAGUUUGCAUCACAAGUUACAAAAUAAGUACCCCCAAGUAAGAGCCUAUAACUUCCCACCCAAGAAGGCCAUUGGAAAUAAGGAUGCAAAGUUUGUAGAAGAGCGACGCAAGCAGCUACAGAAUUACUUAAGAAGUGUUAUGAACAAAAUCAUUCAAACUGUCCCAGAGUUUACAGCAAAUCCCAAAAAAGAGACUCUUAUUCAACUGAUGCCCUUUUUUGUCAACAUCACCCCUCCUGGAGAACCAGCCGGCAAGAGCGGUCGCACGAGAGUGGCUUCUCGCUUCCCCAAAUUAUCCCGGAACCUGCCUAGGGAAUCACGGAAUCUGGAGCCACAGAGUGGUGACCUCUGA
This is a messenger RNA of Tachyglossus aculeatus (Australian echidna), 2514 nucleotides long. RefSeq names its product sorting nexin 29 (gene SNX29). The transcript is spliced from 22 exons. NCBI's taxonomy places the organism in Eukaryota, Metazoa, Chordata, Mammalia, Monotremata, Tachyglossidae. Bases 1 to 2514 code for a protein of 837 amino acids. The record is from RefSeq and is a predicted model, not a curated record. Gene Ontology annotation, molecular function: phosphatidylinositol binding.